Messenger RNA from Colletotrichum chrysophilum, 612 nucleotides. RefSeq lists its product as uncharacterized. Lineage: Eukaryota; Fungi; Ascomycota; Sordariomycetes; Glomerellales; Glomerellaceae. The transcript is spliced from 3 exons. The record is from RefSeq and is a predicted model, not a curated record. Gene Ontology annotation, molecular function: RNA binding. The coding region runs from base 1 to 612 and encodes 203 amino acids.
AUGGCGGACGUCAAGCCCGAGGACAAGCCUGUGGAUGAUCACAGCGCCGAGAACAACAGCGUCGCCGACGAUGAGAACAACCACGAUGAGGAGGAGGAAAUCUCGGCAAUGAAGCGACGUGUCGCCGAGAUGGAAGAGGAGGCGGCCAAGCUGCGCGAGAUGCAAGCGAGCCUGAACCAGCAGGCCCAAGACCUCAACACCGACGACAAGCAAGACGUCGACAGCCGCAGCAUCUUCGUCGGCAACGUUGACUACUCCGCCUCCCCCGAGGAGAUUCAGGCGCACUUCCAGAGCUGCGGCUCCAUCAACCGCGUUACCAUCUUGCUGGACAAGUUCACCGGACAACCCAAGGGGUACGCCUACGUCGAGUUUACCGAGCCCAGCCUUGUUGCCCAGGCCCUCGUUCUGAACGAGAGCAUCUUCAAGGGUCGCAACAUCAAGGUUGUUCCCAAGCGGACCAACGUCCCUGGUAUGUCCAGAGGCCGCGGUCGCGGUGGAUUCCGUGGAGGUCGCGGCGGCUUCGGCGGCCGUGGUGGUGGAUUCCCUCCCCGCGGUGGUGGCUAUCGGGGAGGUUACCGUGGCCGAGGAAGAGGCGGAUACUCCCCGUACUAG